AUGUCCGCUAGAUCAUCGCAUGAUACCCAGCAAGACUUGACCAUCUCCGCAAAUGAGGAGAAAAGUGGACCCAGUCAGGCUGCCAACUCUCCCGUUCCUGAACAAUUCCUUCCGCUAGGGAAUGAGAAGGGUGAUGAGGAAGUAGGCCUUGGCCCCGAAGCACAAAAGGAAUUGUCGAAAACCCCGACGAAUGUUAGCCAUGUUGGCGCACUGGCCAGUAGAACCUUGACCUUAGUCCGCACCCGAGAGUCUGGAAGGGACCUGGGACCUCCCCCCGAUGGUGGCUUCAAGGCAUGGUCUCAAGUAGCCUUGGCUCAUUUCGUCAUCUUCAACACCUGGGGCUACAUCAAUAGUUUUGGUGUGUUCCAAACCUACUAUACCGAGACGCUAGGUCGCACCCCGUCCGAUAUCUCCUGGGUAGGCAGUAUCCAGAUCUUCUUACUCUUCUUCGUCGGAACCUUCUCUGGACGCGCAACCGACGCCGGCUAUUUCAAAGCCAUCCUGACUAUUGGGGCUGUCCUGGAGUUAUUUUGCAUCUUUAUGACCUCCCUGUGCACGCAGUAUUGGCAGCUGUUCCUGGCUCAGGGCGUUGGUCAGGGCAUCGGUUGUGGACUGAUGUUCUGCCCGACCAUUGCGCUGAUGCCGACUUACUUUACCAAAAACCGAGCGAUUGCGAUCGGAAUUGUGGCCUCGGGCUCUGCCACCGGCGGCCUGGUUUUCCCGGCGGUGGUCAUGCGACUCCUCCCUCAAAUCGGAUAUGGCUGGACCAUGCGGACCCUGGGGUUCAUCUCUUUGGCGACGCUGAUUCCGUGCCUGGUGUUUCUUCAGCAACGACUGCCUCCGCGUCGCAGCGGACCCCUCGUCGAAUGGGGGGCGUUCAAAGAGGCGCCCUAUGCUUUGUUCGCCUUGGGGAUGUUCCUCAACUUCUGGGGCCUCUAUGUCGGGUUCUUCUACAUCGGGAGCUUCGCCCGCAACAUCAUCGGGGUCUCCAACUCGACGUCGAUCGACGUCCUUUUAGUCAUGAAUGGUGUUGGUCUGCUAGGCCGGUUGAUUCCCAACCUGAUGGCCGAUCGGUACACGGGACCGUUGAACAUGUUGAUCCCGUUCAGCCUGGUGACAGGAGUGGUCGCGUUCUGCUGGGCUGCGGUUCACACUUACAAUGAGAUGUAUGCCUUCAGUGCGUUCUAUGGGCUGGCAGCCGCAGGAAUCCAGUCGCUCUUCCCGGCCACCCUGAGCACGCUUACCACGGAUCUGAAGAAGACCGGAGUGAGAAUGGGCAUGGUGCUCAGUGUAGUGGCUGUGGCUGCGCUGAUCGGUACCCCCAUUGCCGGGGCACUGGUCGAUCGGGAUGAUGGGCAAUAUCUGUACGCGCAGAUGUUCAUGGGCAGUGCGAUUCUGGCGGGGACGCUGACCUUGAUUGCGGCGAGAGUGACGAAGCUGGGGCUGACCUGGCAACGAGCGUAG
Aspergillus tubingensis is the source of this 1464-nucleotide messenger RNA. RefSeq names its product putative MFS monocarboxylate transporter. Gene Ontology annotation, molecular function: transmembrane transporter activity. The transcript has a single exon. Gene Ontology annotation, biological process: transmembrane transport. Lineage: Eukaryota; Fungi; Ascomycota; Eurotiomycetes; Eurotiales; Aspergillaceae. The coding region runs from base 1 to 1464 and encodes 487 amino acids. Gene Ontology annotation, cellular component: fungal-type vacuole membrane. The record is from RefSeq and is a predicted model, not a curated record.